UCGGCUUGCCUGCAGAAGAAGAAAAAAAAUGUCGUGUGCACGAACAUCCGACAAAAACCGUUACCGAAGACCAAAACCGUCACAAAAUGUCGUCAUAAUAUAUGCCGUACCGAACUGUUUUGGAUGCGAAGCAUGCCGUUAUUAGACGGGAGAGUGACACACACAUAUAUUCUUGCCUGAACUGAGGGACCCGAAUUAGCUAUUGUGCUAAACCGAGUCGCUGCUAACUAGCUAGCUGGUUAUCGUGUGUUUUAGUCAGACAUUUAGCUAACGUUAGCUAAGGAUACAGAGUACCUAUCACCUGAAUACCCUUUCUCAGGUUGCAAGCACGUCCUAGCUAGUUAGCCAUGUUGACUUGUAGCGAACAUUAACUACACCGAUUUAAGUCAACGUUAGCUAGCUAAAAUGCAGUCACACAGGCUACAAGUUAUCUGCUAACGCGUUAGCUAGCUAAGGUUAUUUCGGUUCGGCUACGGUAGGCAGGGGUCUGUCCUGUUUGCCCUCCGUUUUGGGGUUUGCUUUCAUCUGUCAAACUGAGGAUUCACAAACCCGGUGGCGGUCGAAGGUGUGACAUCAUCGCCCGGUGCUCUUCAUCGAGGAGCCGGGAUCUGAUUGGUCCGUUUGGGUUGCGGCUGGCGGGCUGGCUCCUCCCCCUCCCGGCGGCAGCGUGCGUUCCCAGCUGCCUCCCUGCACCCCACGCUCGCCCGGCCUGCUCGCCCAUGCCCCCGCCACCCCCACCAGGCCCUCCAACGCCAUGUGCCUUCCCCACACCAUGGAAGCAGCAACGGGGAAGCACGGAGCGAGCCAGGCAGGGUUAGGCCUCGGGGGGCUGGGGCUGGGCCAGGGGGGACGGCGGUGUGGAGGGGUACCACUAGAGCCCUUCGUACACCAGGUGGGAGGGCACACCAGUAUGAUGCGUUACGACGACCACACGGUGUGUAAACCCCUCAUCAGCCGGGAGCAACGCUUCUACGAGUCGCUGCCUCCUGAGAUGAAGGAGUUUACACCGGAGUACAAAGGCAUGGUUUUGGUGUGUUUUGAGGGGGAUAUUGACGGUUACAUCAACCUGGUGGCGUACCCGUACGUGGAGAGCGAGAUCCUGGACCACGAGGACCUACCGGAGAGGGAGCAACCACGGAGGAAACACUCCCGACGCAGCCUCCACCGCUCCACCUCCGAGAUCAAAGAGGAGAGGCUACCGCACGAGAGUGACAGCACUGAGAAGAGCUACACACAGAAGGCAGAGACAUGUACGACAGGCCUACUGAGACGUCGUGUAGGACAGGUCCUACUGAGACGCCGUGUAGGACAGGUCCCACAUGAGACGCCGUGUAGGACAGGCCCUACCGAGACGCCGUGUAGGACAGGCCCUACCGAGACGCCGUGUAGGACAGGCCCUACCGAGACGCCGUGUAGGACAGUGGUCUCUCCUGUGUUAACCCUGUUUGUCCUGUGUGUUUUAUUGUCCACAAUCCGUCUCCAGGAGCUGAAAAGUCCUCGUCUAGAGCUCCAGAUCUACAGUGAUAUUCCCUUCCAGAUGCUGGAUAAUAACAGCGGCCUGGGCUCAGAGAAGAUCAGCCACAACCCCUGGAGUCUCCGCUGUCACAGGCAGCAGCUCAGCCGCAUGAGAUCAGAGUCCAAGGACAGGAAGCUCUACAAGUUUUUGCUCCUUGAGAACGUUGUUCACCACUUCAGCUACCCGUGUAUCCUGGACCUGAAGAUGGGCACGCGGCAGCACGGGGACGACGCCUCGGAGGAGAAAGCAGCCAGGCAGAUGCAGAAGUGUGAGCAGAGUACCUCCGCCACCCUGGGGGUACGUGUCUGUGGGAUGCAGGUGAGCCCAGAGGGUUUUUCUAUGGUGGGUUUUUUCCUUCAAAACUUUAUUUCACAUGAAAGUUUUUUUUUUUUUUUUGCAACGGGAUAUCUAACCAAGACAACAGACAACAUACCAGCAUAUACUACCAUGAAUGCAUGCCCAAUACACUGCCUCCUUCUACAUUGUAUUUUCCCUUCGGUAUCGGUUUAUUUAACCUUUAUUUAACCAGGUAAGCUAGUUGAGAACAAGUUCUCAU
Molecule: messenger RNA, 2072 nt
Organism: Salvelinus sp. IW2-2015
Lineage: Eukaryota; Metazoa; Chordata; Actinopteri; Salmoniformes; Salmonidae
Source: RefSeq, a predicted model, not a curated record